Messenger RNA from Fusarium falciforme, 3900 nucleotides. RefSeq names its product Histidine kinase. Gene Ontology annotation, cellular component: membrane. The record is from RefSeq and is a predicted model, not a curated record. Gene Ontology annotation, molecular function: phosphorelay sensor kinase activity. NCBI's taxonomy places the organism in Eukaryota, Fungi, Ascomycota, Sordariomycetes, Hypocreales, Nectriaceae. The transcript has 6 exons. The coding region runs from base 1 to 3900 and encodes 1299 amino acids. Gene Ontology annotation, biological process: phosphorelay signal transduction system; cellular hyperosmotic response; phosphorylation.
AUGAUUGACGAUGCGGCCCUCGCCGCCGCCGCCGAGAUCGUGGCAUCGAUUGCCCCAGAUUCCCGACUGCCCAAUUCGAUACCCGUGGGCGUAGCGUCCCAGGUCCAGCUACCAGGCCGCGACACACCCGCCAAGCGCAAGCUUGAGAUAGAACUCCAGAACCUCGCCCUGCGCGUGGGCAAGCUCGAGAGCCAGGCCUCGGCCACGUCCACAUUCCCCGAGACGCCCAACGAGGCCAUUGACACCCUCUUUGGCGGCGAAGACACCAGCAACAGUAACGUUGCGCUGACGACCCGCCCCAAGUCCAAAGUCAUUCACGCCCAAGGUAGCUUGCACUCUCCGCAUCUGCCAUCUUACCAGCUGACCAAAGAAGCCCUCGAAGGACUUCGAGAACAUGUCGACGACCAGUCCAAGUUGCUCGAUAGCCAGCGAGAGGAGCUGGCUGGCGUCAACGCCCAGCUCUUGGAGCAGAAGCAGCUACAAGAGCGAGCCCUCGAGGUCCUCGAGCAGGAGCGCAUUGCCACUCUGGAGCGGGAGCUCUGGAAGCACCAAAAGGCCAACGAGGCCUUCCAAAAGGCCUUGAGGGAAAUCGGCGAAAUCGUCACCGCCGUCGCCCGCGGCGACCUGACCAUGAAGGUCCGCAUGAACACGGUUGAGAUGGACCCUGAAAUCACGACAUUCAAGCGCACUAUUAACGCCAUGAUGGACCAACUGCAAACAUUUGCCAGCGAAGUCUCGCGGGUCGCUCGUGAGGUCGGUACUGAGGGUCUACUGGGCGGACAAGCCCGCAUCGGUGGCGUUGAUGGAACAUGGAAGGAAUUGACGGACAAUGUGAACGUAAUGGCUCAGAACUUGACCGAUCAAGUGCGAGAAAUUGCCUCUGUUACAACAGCUGUAGCCCACGGUGACCUGACAAAGAAGAUCGAGAGACCUGCACGGGGAGAGAUAUUGCAGCUUCAACAGACCAUCAACACCAUGGUCGACCAACUACGGACCUUUGCAUCUGAAGUCACUCGCGUAGCAAGAGAUGUCGGAACCGAAGGUAUGCUGGGUGGACAAGCCGACGUAGGGGGAGUGCAGGGCAUGUGGAACGAUCUCACCGUCAAUGUCAACGCCAUGGCCAACAACUUGACGACCCAAGUCCGCGACAUUAUCAAGGUCACGACCGCUGUCGCCAAGGGAGACUUGACGCAAAAGGUCCAGGCCGACUGCAGGGGAGAAAUCUUUGAUCUCAAGUCUACAAUCAACUCCAUGGUCGACCAGCUCCAGCAGUUUGCCCGCGAAGUUACAAAGAUCGCCAGAGAAGUCGGUACCGAGGGUCGUUUGGGAGGUCAGGCUACUGUGCACGACGUCGAAGGCACCUGGAGGGAUCUCACAGAGAACGUCAACGGCAUGGCCAUGAACCUGACGACUCAAGUGCGAGAAAUUGCCAAGGUUACUACUGCUGUCGCCAAGGGUGAUCUGACAAAGAAGAUUGGGGUCGAGGUCAAGGGCGAGAUUGCGGAGCUCAAGAACACCAUCAACCAGAUGGUGGACCGCCUGGGUACAUUCGCCGUCGAAGUGAGCAAGGUCGCCCGAGAAGUCGGCACGGAUGGAACGCUGGGUGGACAGGCUCAGGUAGCCAAUGUCGAGGGCAAGUGGAAGGAUCUCACAGAAAACGUCAACACGAUGGCCUCGAAUCUCACAGUCCAGGUCAGAAGCAUCUCAACAGUCACGCAAGCCAUUGCAAAUGGCGACAUGAGCCAGAAGAUCAAGGUCGAAGCAAAUGGAGAGAUACAGGUGCUGAAAGAGACCAUCAACAACAUGGUUGACCGUCUGUCUAGCUUCUGCUACGAAGUGCAACGAGUCGCCAAGGAUGUGGGCGUUGAUGGCAAGAUGGGGGCUCAAGCCGAUGUGGCCGGACUGGACGGCCGAUGGAAGGAGAUUACAACAGACGUCAACACCAUGGCUAGCAACUUGACAACGCAAGUGCGCGCCUUCUCGGAUAUUACUAACCUGGCCACCGACGGGGACUUUACCAAGCUCGUCGACGUCGAAGCCUCGGGCGAGAUGGAUGAGCUCAAGCGAAAGAUCAACCAGAUGAUUUCAAAUCUGCGAGACUCUAUCCAGCGAAACACCCAGGCCAGAGAGGCUGCUGAGCUUGCCAACAAGACCAAAUCCGAGUUCCUGGCCAACAUGUCCCACGAGAUCCGAACACCCAUGAACGGUAUCAUCGGGAUGACUCAACUGACAUUAGACACCGACCUGACUCAAUAUCAGAGGGAGAUGCUUAAUAUUGUCAAUAAUCUUGCCAAUAGCCUCCUGACGAUCAUUGACGACAUCUUGGAUCUUUCCAAGAUUGAGGCUCGGAGAAUGGUGAUUGAAGAGAUCCCCUACACUCUGCGGGGAACAGUCUUCAACGCCCUCAAGACUCUCGCCGUCAAGGCAAACGAGAAGUUCUUGGACCUCACCUACAAGGUCGACAGCUCCGUGCCGGACUACGUUAUUGGCGAUUCUUUCCGUCUCAGGCAAAUUAUUCUGAACCUUGUUGGCAACGCCAUCAAGUUCACUGAGCACGGCGAGGUCAGCCUGACGAUCAAGGAACGCGUCGAGCAGAGAAAUGUACGACCUGGUGAGUAUGCGGUUGAGUUUAUCGUUGAGGACACGGGUAUUGGAAUAGCAAAGGACAAGCUGGACCUGAUCUUCGACACCUUCCAGCAGGCCGAUGGGUCCAUGACACGCAAGUUUGGAGGAACCGGCCUGGGUCUAUCCAUCUCGAAACGGCUCGUGAAUCUCAUGGGUGGUGAUCUUUGGGUUAUCAGCGAGCAGGGCAAGGGCAGCGAGUUCCACUUCACAUGUCUGGUCAAGCUUGCCCACGACGACGCUGCUAUGAUCGAGCAGCAGAUUCGCCCUUACCGAGGACACCAGGUUCUCUUUGUCGACAAGGCUCAGUCGAAGGAUGGUGCCUCUAUCAAGGGCAUGCUGGAGCAGAUUGGCCUUCACCCCGUCGUCGUCGAGUCAGAGAAGAGCCCCGCCCUGACACGCCUUCAAGCUAGCGGCUCACUCCCCUACGACGCCAUUCUCGUGGAUUCGAUCGACACUGCUCGGAGGUUGAGAGCAGUGGACGACUUCAAGUACCUCCCUAUUGUCCUCCUCGCACCCGUCGUCCACGUCAGCCUCAAGUCGUGCUUGGAUCUGGGAAUCACGUCGUAUAUGACGACUCCUUGCAAGCUCAUUGAUCUAGGGAACGGCAUGAUCCCUGCCCUUGAGAACCGAGCGACCCCCUCGCUGGCUGAUAAUACCAAGUCGUUCGAGAUCCUACUCGCUGAGGAUAACACGGUCAACCAAAGGUUAGCUGUCAAGAUCCUCGAAAAGUACCACCACGUGGUGACGGUUGUGGGCAACGGUUGGGAGGCCGUGGAGGCUGUCAAGAGGAAGAAGUUUGACGUUAUUCUUAUGGACGUGCAGAUGCCCAUCAUGGGAGGCUUCGAGGCCACAGGAAAGAUUCGAGAGUACGAGCGCGGCAUAGGAACACACCGUACACCCAUUAUCGCUCUAACGGCUCACGCUAUGAUGGGCGACCGAGAAAAGUGCAUCCAGGCACAGAUGGACGAGUACCUGUCCAAGCCCCUGCAGCAGAACCACCUCAUCCAGACGAUCCUCAAGUGUGCCACCCUCGGUGGCCCACUCCUCGAGAAGAACCGCGAGCGCGAGCUGGCCCUCCACGCUGAGGCCAAGUCGUCCAAACACAAGGAGGGAGGACAAGGCCUCCUGCGACCGUCUUUGGAGGGCCGCUCCUUUACGAGUCGAGAGCCUCUGUCGGGAAACGGCAAGGAGAGCCCGGCUCUGCUGUCGCCGGAUGAGGAUCCUAUGGCAAGAGCACGUCUCGAUUUCUCUGACAUGAGGAGCCUGUCCAACUAA